Molecule: messenger RNA, 1149 nt
Organism: Pectinophora gossypiella (pink bollworm)
Lineage: Eukaryota; Metazoa; Arthropoda; Insecta; Lepidoptera; Gelechiidae
Product: serine protease inhibitor dipetalogastin-like
Exons: 2
Coding region: 19-984 (321 amino acids)
Molecular function (GO): serine-type endopeptidase inhibitor activity; protein binding
Source: RefSeq, a predicted model, not a curated record
ACAGUCACAAAAGGCACAAUGACCAUGGUGAAAUAUGGUACGUUGUUGAUACUAGGCGCAUUUGUGUGCAUUUCGUACGCAAGUACGUCAUGCAUCGGUUAUAAGGGCAAAGAGCCAUGUAGGGGCCGCAACCGACUCCCUAGAGUUGAACGAUCAAUAUUGCCAUGUACUGAGAAACUAGACGAGAUAUGCGGUUCAGAUGGCGUCACGUACAGAAACAAGUGCUACUACCAUCAAGCAGCUAGCACUGGCAGAAUCCACAUCAAGCAUCGCGGACCAUGUGACAACUCAGUGAUAAGGAAACCACGCGACGUUCGCAGAAACCAAAGCAAUCCAAGAGAACCGAAAUUAAAUUGUGCGUGCACACGAGAACUAAACGAAAUGUGCGGGACUGAUGGGUUUACCUACUCCAAUCCUUGUUUAUUAAGAUGUGCAAUUAAAACUUUUCAUGACGUGGAAUUAAGUCAUAAAGGCCGAUGCAGUGACCACUCUAAAGUAGCAAGAAAACCACGUCACGUACGAAAUCAAAUUAAUACCGAAAUAAGGAAUCCAAGAGAACCGAAAUUAAAUUGUGCGUGCACACGAGAACUGAACGAAAUGUGCGGGACUGAUGGGUUUACCUACUCCAAUCCUUGUUUAUUAAGAUGUGCAAUUAAAACUUUUCAUGACGUGGAAUUAAGUCAUAAAGGCCGAUGCAGUGACCACUCUAAAGUAGCAAGAAAACCACGUCACGUACGAAAUCAAAUUAAUACCGAAAUAAGGAAUCCAAGAGAACCGAAAUUAAAUUGUGCGUGCACACGAGAACUGAACGAAAUGUGCGGGACUGAUGGGUUUACCUACUCCAAUCCUUGUUUAUUAAGAUGUGCAAUUAAAACUUUUCAUGACGUGGAACUACGUCAUAGCGGAUCAUGUGAUAACGAUAAGGACAGAUUCGGGAGGCCGAUAGUAAGAAAAGCGAGGGAUGUGCAGCCAAAUGAAGAUUAGAAAAAUUACAAUACAAAACAAUAUUAUUGCGCAUAUAAAUACAACACUAGAAACAAUUACAAAAGUGACAAGAGAAGUACAGUUGCUCAAUUACAUAUAAGAAGUAUAGGUAUUUAUUAAUGACUUUUGUUCUAAUUAAUUUAAAUUAUAUUUUUUGUUAUCAUG